Molecule: messenger RNA, 3336 nt
Organism: Rhodofomes roseus
Lineage: Eukaryota; Fungi; Basidiomycota; Agaricomycetes; Polyporales; Fomitopsidaceae
Exons: 15
Coding region: 220-3099 (959 amino acids)
Molecular function (GO): guanyl-nucleotide exchange factor activity
Source: RefSeq, a predicted model, not a curated record
CACCGAGGAGCCUGGGGGAGACUGGUACGUCGCCUUGGAGCAAUUCUCUCGCGAGCUGUACCGUAGCCUGCCCGGAUAGUUCUGCUCUGCCAAGUCUCGUGACGACAACAGCACGCGUAUACGAGCCUGCAAUCGCACCGCCCAUCGCAGUCUAUGCUGUGCACCGGAACUACUAUUGCGACCUUGAACAACUGCGCCCAGACGUGCCUGCGAUGAUCCAUGGCACGCAGACCACACCCCCACGUCGCUAUUCCCCCGGGAGCUGCCCCGCCGACCAACCCGUCCCCCACCUCCCCCUGGUCGUCCUAUCUUCUGCAAUCGUCGACCCAUGACCCCUCCACCUCCAGUAUAUACACCGAUUCCGGCUACAGUGGCUACAGCGGCUAUACCCCCUCUCAAAUCUCCCCGCUCGCCCCUAGGAUUAGCCUGGAUGCCCCCUCACGCCCCGCCAGCCGUGCAUCGAGCUACACCGAGCAGGAGGCGGGCCGCAUCAGGUUCCCCGAGCCCCAGCUCUACCGGUCUUCGUCCCAGCGCGCCUCGCUUCGCCCCGGCCCGUCGCUCGCGCACCGGGCGACGCGGAGUGAGCUGACGGUGAGUCCCACCCAACGCUCGUCAAGACCGCCCUCGUUCGUGUCCACGUCUUCGACAAGCAGUCCGGAGUUCGCGCCCACCGAACUUUCUGAGGAGCUAUCUGGCCUGACUCUCGAAUCAGAGGAAGACCUCCGGCGCUUUCAGGCGGGAGAAUUGCCCGAGAAUGACCAGGAAUGGUACAAGCUCGUCCCGCCGUCCGCGCGUGAGGUACUCGACAAGGGAGAAGUGACACGACAGUCGAUUCUGUUCGAGAUCAUCAAGUCGGAAAGAGACUACGUGAACGAUCUCACGUUAGUGAAGGAGGUGUUUAUAGAGCCACUUCUGAAUACGUCGCCAGUACCACACCAUCGCUUGCAAGGCUUCGUGAAGGAAGUGUUCUACAACCUCGACGAGAUCCGCGAGCAGCACGAGCGAAUGCUCGGGGCCCUCUUUCAGAAACAGCGCGAGUUCCACCCAUUGAUAGACAGUGUUGCGGAGAUUGUCAUGAAGCAUGUCCUGCAGUUCAUGUCUCCGUACGAGGAUUAUAUCAAACACUAUCCAAUAGCCGGGGCACGCCACCGCGCGGAGAUGAAGCGAAACUCGCGGUACCAGUAUUUCACGCAGCAGUGCAUGCAUGACCCACGUGUCCGAAAACGCGACCUCAUCACCUUCCUCUCGCGGCCUGUGACGCGCCUCCCGCGGCUGUGCCUCCUGCUCGACAACGCGAAGGAGCACACGGCGCCGGACCACCCCGACCAGGAGACGCUGCCGAUCAUCCUGGAGAUCCUCAAGACGUUCGUGAAGAGCACCCAGCCCGGGAUCGCCGCGGCGGAGGACAAGGUCAAGUUCUGGGAGCUCUGCGAGAGUCUGUCGUACCAGAAGGGCGAGAUCUUGGACCUCGAUUUGUACGAUGAGAAGCGGACUUUGGUGUACUCCGGCCCGCUCGGAAGAAGGUGGAACGAGAAAAUGAGCCAGCUCGAGGUGCCGACGUACAGAUGGAUCGAUCUGCACGUUGCGCUCCUGGACAACUACCUGCUCCUGUUGAAACCGGAGAAUCGUCCCGGGGGAGUCACGAAGCGAUCUGUAGUCUCCCGCCCAAUACCCCUAGAGUACUUGCGACUCGGCUCGUUCUCGGACCCACCGGAGAAGCGGAAGGAGCAGGUAGACGACGGCGCGCUGUUCCACUUCCGGAGCAACUACCGCGACGUGUGGCCGUUUACGAUCUAUCAUGCUUACGAGAAGUCUCGAAGACGGUACACGCUGUUCGCGAACAGCGAGACUGUCCGGGAGAGAUGGCGAUGUGCGCUGACGGAUGCGCUUGCGGUGCGGAAUGCGCAGCAGGAAUCGAAUAUGUGGUUUGCGCCGCAUACAGUCCACGAACGGUUCUUCAGAUAUUCUGAGUCGUUCGUGCCUCCGGCAGGGAACUUGACAGGGAAGAUCACCGCUGUGGCUCCAAUGACUAGUGGCGGGAAGAGCUUCCUCGUGGUUGGCUGUGCCUCCGGUGUGUAUGCUGGAUUACGCAGCGAGUUUGACUACACGAAGGUCCUCCACUUGUCAAACCCGACGAGCAUGGUUGCCCUGCCCGAGCUCAACAAGCUGCUUAUCCUGUCAGAUCACUACCUGUAUGCUUACUCCCUCGAUCUCGUCGCGCGUGCUACCGCAGGCCAGUCGACGACAGAAGCUCUGGAGACGACGCGGCAGGUCAUCGCUGGCCAUGACGGGAGCGUACUGUUCUUCCGUGCAGGGAAGAUUGGGAACAGGAACAUGAUCAUGUAUGCGUCGAAGCGGAUCUUGCAGGUCUUUUUCUACGCUAUUGAGAUCGUAUCCACGGGCGAUGGUCCGAUCUCGCCCAGACGGAGCAUAUCCAACUCACACUCUGGUGCGCCCUCCAACUAUCGGCCGUUUGGUGAACCUAUUCCAAUACCCAAGGACUCGCACGACUUCACGGCACUGCACACGCGGAUUGGGGUAUGCCAUGACCGUGGCAUCACGAUUGUCGACCCUACGAACCCAAGUGCGUCGGGCACAAAUCCUGCGGUCAUCCCGAAGUUCGGAGGGGCAGACAGUAGUCCACCGCUGUAUGCGUUGAAGAGUCGCUGUCAAGACGCAAAGCCAUUGGGUCUCGUGCGCUGUCUGAAUGAAGAGAUCCUAGUCGUCUACGACGAGGUUGGAUGCUACAUCGACAAGCACGGGGUGCCGAGUCGCUCAGCGGGAUAUCUCCGCUGGGAGGCGAAAGCGAGCGCGUUCGCACACAGGGGUGAUCAUAUCCUGCUGUUCUCGCCGGAGUUCAUCGAAGUGCGCACGGUGCAAACGGGGAAGCUCGUACAAGUCGUAGACUUCCCGGACGUUCGCCUCGCAUACCAAGGACUCUUACCGACGGACCGGACGGUGCUCGUCGCGUGCAGGGGGCGGUCGGAGCGCGGCGUCGUCAUAGACAAGAUCGUCGAGCUAGUAGAGACGUCGGAAAUCACCACACCUCGCGCAUCGGCCGUUAGCAUACCAGGGUUAUGGGAUGAGUGGGACAUGUAGAGUUGGUCAGGGGAUCUACGAGGCACUUGCUCUGGAUGACAGAAGUUUAUUGGAUGUACACCGCAGGAAGGUUUUAUUGUAUCUGCAGUCUACGUUAUACCUAUGUAAUGUACAAGACCAAGGUAGUGACCCAUGUAGCUGAUUAGCAUAUGCACUGUAUUCUCUGUGCUACAGUAUGGUGAUACUGAUAUCAGUACGGUACCAUCUAUGUAGACAAGUCCAUUCAUCUUGCGUGAA